CCAAUAAUACGCCCAGUUUCCCUCUUUUGUAGGUAUAUCGGCCACCUCUUUUGUGUGGACUGUCUUUUACAAAUCACCAAGCUGUUACGUCUUCUCGCGAUUACUCAGUAUUCAAAGUUGUCUAUCUGGUCUACCCUCUUGACCACCAAACGUCACAUGUCUGCUCGGAAACCCGAUAGCGAAUGGAAGAAGAUCCUUACGCCAGAGCAAUACGCAGUUGCUCGUGAAAAAGAAACAGAACCGGUUCGUUUUUUUACGCUUGGGGAACUUAUAAAUUUCAGCCCUUCACAGGUGCCUUUCAUGACCACAAAGAGCCUGGCGAUUACGUGUGUUGCUGCUGUGGUGCCAAGCUUUUCAGGCCAAUGCAAAGCAAUAUCAUUUUCUUGUUUCAGUUCAUCUGCGAAGUUUGACAGUGGAUGUGGUUGGCCCUCAUUUUAUGAGGCGGCUGGUGCCAAGGGACGGGAUGAAACGGGGAGCAACAUCGCACGAAUGGAUGAUGAUUCUCUUGGAAUGAACCGUAUCGAAGUGCUGUGCAAAGAAUGUGAUGCACACCUCGGUCACGUGUUUGAGGACGGACCAAAACCUACCGGACUUCGAUACUGCAUUAAUAGUGCGUCGUUGAACUUCAAGAAGAAAGAACAAUCGUAAUUUUCGAUAUCCUCAAUGCGACGAGUUUUUAUUUAUUAUCUUUUUUGCUAUCUUCAAUCUGAAAUUAGGAAAUAAACUAAUAUACAAU
This is a messenger RNA of Opisthorchis viverrini, 736 nucleotides long. RefSeq lists its product as hypothetical. Gene Ontology annotation, biological process: protein repair; response to oxidative stress. Lineage: Eukaryota; Metazoa; Platyhelminthes; Trematoda; Opisthorchiida; Opisthorchiidae. The annotation marks the transcript as partial. Gene Ontology annotation, cellular component: cytoplasm. Gene Ontology annotation, molecular function: peptide-methionine (R)-S-oxide reductase activity. The record is from RefSeq and is a predicted model, not a curated record. The transcript has 3 exons.